AUGUGUUAAACAAGAGAACAACAAACAACAAAGUAUAUCAAUUCAGAAAAAAUAGCAUGGGAGUGACAGUGCUACAGCCGUAUCCAUUGCCCGAGGGCAAAUCCGGGGCCCACAUCAUUGAUCAUCUAGGUAAGCGUCUGCUGUCACUGGGCGCCACACAUGCUGGCCAAUUUUUGGUGGACUGCGAAACGUUCAUCUCAACGCCGCAGCAUGGGACACCGACACGAGCCGUUCAUGUGCUCCACGACUCGGAGUUUCCAGCAUCGACUUUCUCCAUAAUUGACAAUGGCACUGGCAAACAGGUGGCACUCGUGGCCGAUGCCAUUUUCGAUCUGCUAAUGCUAAAAAUGACAUCGACAUUCACAUCCAAGAAGCAGACAAAAAUUGAGUCACGCGGCGCCCGCUUUGAGUAUGGUGAUUUUGUGAUCAAACUGGGAUCCGUUACCAUGAUGGAGCACUUCAAGGGCAUACUGAUCGAGAUUGAGUACAGGCCGUGCAUAACGCUCUCGUAUUGCUGGGAAAUGAUACGCGAAAUGCUGCAGGGCUUCCUCGGCAUCAAUGUGGCCAAGGAGUAUCCCACAUAUUUCACCACACAGACGAUCAUGAAUGCGAUGGGGCAACAGCAGCUGCACGCCAAACAGAACGAUCUCUAUGAGCCGAUGGACACCGUUAAGCAGUAUCUGGAGCACUUCACCAACUAUCGCAAGCAUGUCCAGCUGCACGGCGGACUGGGCAGUUCGGGUCUAUCGGUCAAUGGCCCGGUGCUGAUGCCCUCGACGGUUGUCGGUGUUGGCAUGGGGCGUUCCUGAUGCGAGGUGAAGCUGGAGCCGCCAGAUCUCGCCUAGCAGUAUCCAGCCACAUUCUUCAACAGUUAAAAAUAUAAACAGGAAACAACUAAACUCAGCUCGAAAUUUGAAUGAUUUUGUUCAUCUUGUAUUAUCAUUAUUAUUUUAUAUUUUUUAUUAUUUUUUUUUUAACAUAAUAGUUGUAUAUAUAUAUAUAUAUAUACAUAUAUAUAUAUAUAGUAUAUGUAUAUGUAUGUGUAUGUUAAUAUCUUAUCAUUUGUGUAUAUGCAAGUUCUCGCACGAUAAACUUUCUUCUGCAAAGUACAGUUGCGUCCAAUGCGUUUCAUGUGUAAAAAAAAAAAAAAAAUAUUGGAAUUUUUCAUUCUCAAGCAAGCGCAAAAUGUAGUCGAAAUAUUUUUACAAAAUAGCUCUUCAACAAAUUGUUCACGUGUCUCCAUUUAUGUACUUUCAAACUGUUAUACAAAACAAUAGCUUAUAAUUUAAAAAUGCGCAAAGUAGGCGAGCCAGAAAACGAUAUCGAUAUAA
Molecule: messenger RNA, 1331 nt
Organism: Drosophila grimshawi
Lineage: Eukaryota; Metazoa; Arthropoda; Insecta; Diptera; Drosophilidae
Gene: MED20
Product: mediator of RNA polymerase II transcription subunit 20
Exons: 1
Coding region: 57-809 (250 amino acids)
Biological process (GO): regulation of transcription by RNA polymerase II
Cellular component (GO): mediator complex
Molecular function (GO): transcription coactivator activity
Source: RefSeq, a predicted model, not a curated record